Budorcas taxicolor (takin) is the source of this 3841-nucleotide messenger RNA. RefSeq names its product RPGRIP1 like (gene RPGRIP1L). Gene Ontology annotation, cellular component: photoreceptor connecting cilium. The record is from RefSeq and is a predicted model, not a curated record. Gene Ontology annotation, molecular function: thromboxane A2 receptor binding. Lineage: Eukaryota; Metazoa; Chordata; Mammalia; Artiodactyla; Bovidae. The transcript is spliced from 26 exons. Gene Ontology annotation, biological process: retinal rod cell development; non-motile cilium assembly. The coding region runs from base 29 to 3841 and encodes 1270 amino acids.
AGCGGCUGGGAGAGAGUGGCGAUAGGCAAUGUCUGGUCCAGCUGAUGAGACUGCAGGAGACCUGCCUGUGAAAGAUAUAGGUCUGAAUCUCUUUGGCAUGGGAGGGUUGCAAGAAACUUCAACAACCCGGACAAUGAAGUCUCGCCAGGCAGUGUCACGUAUCAGUCGUGAGGAACUGGAAGACAGAUUUUUGCGUUUGCAUGAUGAGAACAUUGUACUUAAACAGCAUGCCCGCAAGCAAGAGGAUAAAAUUAAAAGAAUGGCCACCAAGUUAAUACGGCUAGUUAAUGACAAGAAACGAUAUGAACAGGUUGGUGGCGGCCCCAAGCGGUUGGGAAGAGAUGUGGAAAUGGAAGAAAUGAUUGAGCGGCUACAAGAGAAAGUUCAUGAGCUUGAAAGACAAAAUGAAGUCCUCAAAAGCAGACUGAUUUCAACCAAGCAGCAACUUCAGAUCCAGGGUCACAGGCACACUCCGUACAGUUACGUGCAAUCUCGUGUUAACACUGGGCGUAGAAGAGUGAAUGAAAAUGCAGGCUUACAGGAAUGCCCCAGGAAAGGUAUUAAAUUCCAAGAUACAGAUGGAGGAGAAACUGUGCAACCCAUGCCUACAAAAUAUAGCAACAGUUUACUCAAAGAAGCCAGAGGAGAAAUAAGAAAUUUAGAAAAUGUUAUUGAGUCACAGAGAGGCCAGAUAGAAGAGUUAGAGCACUUGGCGGAGAUCCUGAAAACUCAGUUGAGGAGAAAAGAAAAUGAAAUUGAGUUAUCUCUUCUUCAGCUUCGAGAACAGCAGGCUACAGAUCAAAGGUCAAACAUUCGGGACAACGUAGAAAUGAUUAAGCUUCAUAAGCAACUAGUGGAGAAAAGCAAUGCCCUUUCAGUAAUGGAAGGAAAAUUUAUUCAGCUUCAAGAGAAGCAAAAAACUCUCCGGAUCAGCCAUGAUGCCUUAAUGGCAAAUGGAGAUGAGCUAAAUCUGCAACUUAAAGAACAACGUUUAAAAUGCUGCAGUCUUGAGAAACAGUUACGUUCCAUGACGUUUUCUGAAAGAAGAAUAGAAGAGCUGCAGGAUAGAAUUAAUGAUUUAGAAAAGGAGCGGGAACUUCUAAAGGAAAACUAUGAUAAACUUUAUAACAGUGCCUUCAGUGCCGCCCAUGAAGAGCAAUGGAAGUUAAAGGAACAGCAGCUGAAAAUACAGAUUGCUCAACUUGAGACAGCCUUAAAAUCCGAUUUAACAGACAAAACUGAAAUCCUUGACAGAUUAAAAACUGAAAGAGACCAAAAUGAGAAAAUCAGUCAAGAAAAUAGACAACUCCAGUUACAGUACCUGGAACAAAAGCAACAACUUGAUGAACUUAGAAACCACAUGAAGUUUUACGACCAGGAGAGUGAUAUUAAUGCUGAUGAAUUGAGUGAAGCUCUCCUGCUUAUAAAGGCUCAAAAAUCACAAAAAAAUGGAGACCUUUCAUUUUUAGAAAAAGUAGACAGUAAAAUUAAUAAAGAUCUAGAACGGUCCAUGAAAGAGCUGCAAGCAACUCAUGCAGAAACAGUGCAAGAACUUGAAAAGACAAGAAACAUGUUAAUUAUGCAACAUAAAAUUAAUAAAGAUUAUCAGAUGGAAGUUGAGGCAGUGACCCAGAAGAUGGAAAAUCUGCAGCAAGAUUAUGAACUUAAAGUGGAACAGUAUGUUCAUCUUCUUGAUAUCCGGGCUGCACGCAUCCAGAAACUAGAAGCCCAAUUAAAGGAUAUUGCCUAUGGCACCAAGCAGUACAAAUUUAAGCCAGAAAUCAUGCCGGAUGACUCAGUUGAUGAAUUUGAUGAAACCAUUCACUUAGAACGAGGGGAAAAUCUAUUUGAAAUCCAUAUCAACAAAGUAACCUUUUCUUCCGAAGUUUUACAGGCAUCUGGGGAUAAAGAGCCUGUCACCUUCUGUACCUACGCUUUCUAUGAUUUUGAACUACAGACAACUCCCAUAGUACGGGGCCUUCACCCAGAAUAUAACUUUACUUCUCAAUACCUCGUUCAUGUUAAUGACUUAUUCUUACAAUACAUUCAGAAAAAUACUGUCACUCUUGAGGUCCAUCAAGCUUACAGCACAGAUUAUGAAACAAUCGCAGCUUGUCAGUUGAGAUUCCAUGAAAUUCUAGAAAAAAGUGGUCGAAUAUUUUGCACAGCAAGUUUGGUUGGAACUAAAGGAGACAUCUCCAAUUUUGGCACAGUGGAAUACUGGUUCCGAUUAAGAGUUCCCAUGGAUCAAGCGAUUCGGCUUUAUCGAGAACGGGCAAAGGCUUUGGGAUACAUAACAUCAAAUUUUAAGGGGCCAGAGCAAAUACAAUGGUUAAGUCAUCAAGCACCCAAAACUGCUCAGCUCAGUUCUACUGAUUCCACAGAUGGCAACUUAAAUGAACUUGAUAUUACAGUAAGAAGUUGCAACCACCUGCAGUCCCGAGCAAGCCACCUUCAGCCACACCCAUAUGUUGUGUACAAGUUUUUUGAUUUUGCAGACCAUGACACAGCCAUCAUUCCCAGUAGCAAUGAUCCACAGUUUGAUGAUCAUAUGUGUUUCCCAGUGCCAAUGAAUAUGGAUUUGGAUCGAUACCUUAAGUCAGAGUCUCUGAGUUUUUAUGUAUUUGAUGAUAGUGAUACCCAGGAGAAUAUUUACAUAGGAAAAGUCAAUGUGCCUCUGAUUUCAUUGGCACAUGACAGGUGUAUUUCAGGCAUAUUUGAGUUAACAGAUCAUAAAAAGCACCCUGCUGGAACUAUUCAUGUUAUAUUGAAAUGGAAAUUUGCUUACCUUCCACCAAGUGGUUCUAUAACAACUGAAGACUUAGGAAAUUUCAUACACAAAGAAGAGUCAGAGGCUGUUCAGAGACUACCUCCAACAUCCCCUGUUAGUGCACGAAUUGUAGCACCAACACCUAAACCAAGACGUUUAACAACUAAAGAUAAGAAGGUAUCUUUUAUGGAUAUCACGCCACAUCAGCAUUAUGAGACCUCUACUCUUCCUGAAGAUAGGAAGGAAAUUUUGCCAGAAGUGGAACAUAUACCAGGAAGAGAAAUUGAUAUGCCAACUGUUUCACAUAUUCCCGAGAUUCCUCAGGAAAGCAGUGUAGAUAAGGUAAAAGAGAAUACUGAGAAAACGCAGCAAGGAAAGGACAACGAUGUGUCUUUACUGUCUGAGGGUCAGCUUGCAGAACGAAGUUUGAUUUCUUCCGAAGAUGAAACAGAAAUAACUGAAGAACUGGAACCAGAAGAUGAAGAAGACAGAUCAGCUUCUGACAGUGAUGAGUGUAUUAUUCCAGGUUCUAUCUCCAAGAAUAUCAAACAGCAGCCACCAGAAAAAAUCCGGAUUGAGAUCAUAGCCCUUAGCCUUAAUGAUUCCCGAGUAACUGCAGAUGACACUAUCCAGCGACUCUUUGUGGAAUGCAGAUUCUACAGUCUUCCUGCUGAAGAGACACCCGUGUCACUUCCCAAACCCAAGAGCGGCCAGUGGGCCUACUAUAAUUACAGCAAUGUGAUCUACGUGGAUAAAGAGAACAACCAGGCCAAGAGAGACAUCUUGAAAGCUAUACUACUGAAACAAGAGAUGCCUAAUAGAAGCGUUCGCUUCACUGUGGUCAGUGACCCUCCUGAGGACGAGCAGGACCUGGAGUGUGAGGACAUUGGCAUCGCCAGCGUUGACCUCGCUGACGUGUUUCGGGAAGGGAGAGACAUCAUCGAGCAAAAUAUCGAUGUUUUGGAUGCCAGAGCAAGUAGUGGAAGUAUCGGCAAGCUCAGGGUAACAGUCGAAGCCCUCCAUGCCCUACGGUCUGUCUACGAGCAAUUCAGAGAUGACUUGGAGGCUUGA